Messenger RNA from Rhizopus microsporus ATCC 52813, 1563 nucleotides. Its product is annotated as amino acid transporter. Gene Ontology annotation, cellular component: membrane. The transcript is spliced from 6 exons. Gene Ontology annotation, biological process: transmembrane transport. Gene Ontology annotation, molecular function: transmembrane transporter activity. The coding region runs from base 1 to 1563 and encodes 520 amino acids. The record is from RefSeq and is a predicted model, not a curated record. Lineage: Eukaryota; Fungi; Mucoromycota; Mucoromycetes; Mucorales; Rhizopodaceae.
AUGUCCGAUACAGAAAAAACUAGUAUUAAAGAAAUCGAGCAUGGCCAACCGCCAUUAAAUGCCGAUGAGGCACUUUUACAAUCACUUGGCUAUAAACAAGAUCUAAGUCGAUCCAUCUCAGCAUUUUCUAAUUUUGCUAUUGCAUUUUCAUGCUGCUCUGUUCUAUCUGGUCUAACGCCUAUGUGGGGUGAUGCCAUGAGUGACGCUGGAUCAUUAGGCGUUAUUUGGGGUUGGGUUAUCACAGGUACAUUUACACUUAUUGUGGCCUUAUCCCUUGCAGAGAUCUGCAGUGCUUAUCCAACCACUGGAGGUUUGUAUUUCUGGGUGUCGCGUUUGGCCACAUCAAAGUGGGUGCCUUUGGCUUGCUGGGUUACAGGCUGGUGUAACUGGAUUGGUUUAUGCUUCGGUAUCACCUCUGUUGAUCUUGGACUAUCUCAAUUCAUCGCUGGUGUGGUUUCUGUGUGGAAUCCUGAUGUCAAUUUAUCUGUCUAUGCUCAAUAUGGCAUCUACGUUGGUAUUCUUAUUGUUCAUGGUAUACUCAACUCAGUAGCUGUGAGCUGGAACGGUGUGAUGAAUCAAGCAGCAUUUUAUGCCAACAUGUUGGGUAUUGCCUUUAUUGUUAUUGUUGGUCUUGCCAUCACAAAACCAUUGGCUACUGGUGAAUUUGUGUUUACACAAUUUUACAACGGAUCUGGUUUUAGCAGCAACGGGUUUGCCUUCUUGCUUGUCAUCCUGCAAUCUCAAUAUACACUUUCAGGCUACGACAGUGCUGCCCACAUGAGUGAAGAAACAAAAAAUUCACAAAGUGGCUCUCCCUUUGGUAUCCUUGUCAGUGUAGCUGCCAACGCUGUCUCUGGCCUUGUGUUCUUGAUUGCCGUCAGCUUUAUGGUGACUGAUUACGAACGACAAAUCUUGAGCGAAAAUGCCAUUCAACCACAGAUGGUUCAAGUUUUUUAUGAUGGCGUUGGAGGAGCUUGGACGAUGGUCUUUUUAGUCUUUGUCAUGCUCAGUAUCUUCUUUUGUGGGUCUGCCUUGACCCUUGGUAGUUCCCGUAUGGUCUACGCUUUUGCUCGUGAUGGAGCAAUGCCCUUUUCAAAACAUCUGCACUCACUCAACAAGAAGACAAACAGUCCAGUGGUCGCCGUGUGGUUUAAUAUUCUUGUAGCAGCCAUUGUUGGUGUCUUGUACAUGAUCAACAGUACAGCAUACGAGGCCAUUGUCUCUGUUAACACCAUUGGUUCACAAAUGUCUUACCUUGUACCUAUCCUCCUGCGCGUCACAGCGUCUCGUACAAAGUUUAAGCCCGGUCCCUUUAGCCUUGGUCGAUUCAGUGUGGUGACGGGAUGGAUUGCCUCUGCCUGGUUGAUCUUUACCUGUGCCCUCUUUAUCACACCAACUACCGCUCCUGUGACACCUGAUACGAUGAAUUACGCUGUUGUGCCCUUUGCUGCAAUCAUGAUCUUUUCCAUGGGCUAUUACUUUAUCUGGGGUCGAAAGUGGUUUACAGGGCCCGUUCGUAUGGUCGAUGGAAAAGAGGUCAUUCUUGAUGAUGAAAGUAUCUAA